UCUUUAAUGAUUUUCCGGGCCUUCCUUUCACACUGCCUGAUAUAGAGGUCCUGGAUGUCAGGGAGUUCGGCCCCAGAGAUGUACUGGGCUGUCCGCACCACGAUCGAGGACGGUGCAGUUGUCAUACCAAGCAGUGAUGCAGCCAGUCAAGAUGCUAUCAAUGGUGCAGCUGUAGAACUUUUUGAGGAAUUGAGAGCCCAUGACAAAAAGGUGCUAAAACGCCUUCUUCAUGACUGUGACUGUAUGUGUGAUUUGGAGCGCAAAGAACUUGACACUCUCGUCCCGCAUCAUUGCAGCCCCGUCGAUGUGGAUGGGAGAGUGCUUGCCUCAAUCCCAAAAUGUUUUUCCUGUAGUCCACGAUCAGCUCCUUGGUCUUACUGACGUUGAGGGAAAGGUUGUUGUCCCGGCGCCACACUGCCAGGUCACUGACCUCCUCCAUGUAGGCCGUCUCAUCGCCGUCGGUGAUCAAGCAUACCACCAUCGUGUCAUCAGUAAACUUGCACACUUGAUAUUGGUGAUGGUGUUGGAGUAGAGCAACACCAUUGCGAUUGAGGAGUCAAUCGCAAUGUAACUCUCGAGGCUAAUGUCAGAGUGUACUAUACUUGUCCCUCUUGUGAAAGGACUGUAUGUUAUUAAGCCGUUAGCCAUAAGCCAUUAGGCCAUAGCUCUUCAGAGGGGGUUUCAGGGAAAUCUGUAGAUAGACACAACGUCAGCGAGGACAUACCCCUGGAGGGCUUCCUCUCUCACUCUCUUUGAUUGUCUCCUUUUCGUUUCUUUUGGUUCGAUAUUUCAUCCUUUUAUUUGUACUGUAUCGUCACUGUGUGUGAUGCUGUAUAUUCACUCAUUUUUACGUGUACAAUUUUUUCCUCUGCGUUGCUUUUUAAUUUAAAUGCAAUAAAAGUGUAAUGGAUAUGUUCCUUUUUAGAUUGAAGAAUGUGCCUUACUGAUUGAAUUCUUAUAGAAACAGCUAUUUGAAUCAUUGACACCUCAACACAGUGGUUGUGCUGUUUUUGCACAUCGGACUCCAGUACUAUAUUUGAAGUUGUAUGAACAGUAAAAAGGAAAAUAAAUACAUUAUUUCCAGCAUUGAAUCUUGCACUGUGAAGUCCAUUGUACAAAAGCAAACACAUGCUAUCUGAAGCUUACCCUAAGGAAUAUAAAAGGUGUUGGUGAUGGUCCACUGUCUCUAUGACAGGCUUAUAAGCUCAAGUUUUUAAGAAGAGCUGUGAAAAUCAAACAUUCACCUGGGUUACAUAAACUCCAUUAAACUCUAGCCCAUGCCUACAGUACUUAACACGUUAGGCCCUCCCUCUCGAAUUGGGGGACCUCAGUAGAAUGGGCAAGCGUUCUAUAAACUCCAUGCUAUUUCUUCAACCAUUGCAAAUGUGUCUGACUCAUACAGCCUCCUGUUGAAACACUUUCCCUGUUUCCCAGACGCUGUCAUUGGAUUUGUUCUACUCCAGACAGGAGUGCCAUUCCUACUCCCGGUAUUUCAGACAGGCUUACUGACUGUCAAGGUUGUUCACCGGCACCGCACUGCCACCGACUCGACCAGACCUGAAAAUUGGCUUGAUUGUGUGCUCAGGACGCAACGAUGGGGAAGGACGCCGCAAGAGCAGAGUGGGACAAUCCCAUGCAAUUUGUCCUGGCGUGUGUAUCAUACGCGGUUGGACUGGGAAAUGUGUGGCGUUUUCCAUACUUGUGUCAAAUGCAUGGCGGGGGUGGGUUCCUGAUCCCAUACAUGCUCAUGCUGGUCCUGUUGGGGGUACCCCUGUUCUACAUGGAGUUAGCCAUUGGCCAGAAGAUGCGUCUGGGCAGCAUUGGAGCAUGGAGAGCUAUUAGCCCCUAUCUGGGGGGAGUGGGUAUGGCCAGUGUUGUGACCUCCAUGUACCUAUGCCUCUAUUACAACGUCAUCAAUGCAUGGAGUUUCUGGUACCUCUUUCAUUCAUUCCAGUCGAUCCUGCCAUGGGCAGAGUGCCCGGCUAACAGCAACCUGACCGGCCCUGUGGAGGAGUGUGAGCGGGCCACGCCCACCCAGUACUUCUUCUACAGAGAGACCCUGGACAUCUCCGGGUCCAUCGAGGAGAACGGAGGGAUUCACAUGGGACAGGCGCUCUGCCUCCUGCUGGCCUGGAUUAUUGUCUACCUGUUCAUCGUCAAGGGGGUCAAGUCCACCGGGAAGGUGGUGUACUUCACAGCCACAUUCCCCUACCUGGUCCUCAUCAUCUACCUCAUCCGUGGGGUCACCCUUCACGGAGCCAUCAACGGUGUGAAGUACAUGUUCACGCCCAAGAUGGAACAGCUGGCUAAACCCACCACGUGGAUCAACGCGGCCACUCAGAUCUUCUUCUCUCUGGGCCUGGGCUUUGGAUCCCUCAUCGCCUUUGCCAGCUACAACCAGUACAACAACAACUUUGAGAAGCAGGCCAUCGUCGUGUCCAUGGUCAACAGCGGCACCUCCAUCUUUGCCAGUAUCGUCACCUUCUCCAUCUAUGGCUUUAAGGCCACCUUCAACUACGAGAGCUGCCUGGAGAGGGUGCGACUGCUGCUCCUGAACACCUUUGAUCUAGCAGAGGACACCAUCAGUCUGGAGAAUGUCAACCACUGGAUCGCUGAGCUGAACAGGACACACCCAGAACAGUUUGCCAGUCUGGGAGGUAGGCUGGAGACCUGUGACCUAGAGGCUGAACUAGACACGGCUGUUGAGGGUACAGGCCUGGCCUUCAUAGUGUACAGUGAGGCCAUUAAGAACAUGCCCGUGUCUCAGCUGUGGUCUGUGCUCUACUUCAUCAUGCUGCUGCUGCUGGGCAUGGGCAGUAUGCUGGGCAACGUCAUCGCCGUCAUCACCCCCCUCAGUGACUUGAAGUUCAUCAGCCACUACAUGAGCACCAAAACACUCAAUGGUCUGGUGUGUCUAUUCUGCCUGCUGCUUGGCCUGGGCUUCACCACCCGCUCUGGGAACUACUGGUUCACCAUGUUCAACGACUAUGGAGCCACCUUCUCUCUGCUCUUCAUCGUCCUCAUUGAAGUUAUCACCGUCUGCUACAUAUAUGGCAUCAAAAGGUUUGAGAAGGAUGUAGAAGACAUGUUAGGUCAUCGUCUUAACUGGUACUGGAAGAUCAUGUUGGCAGGAGUCAGUCCCAUCCUCCUCAUUGCCCUAUUCAUCUUCUACAUCGUCAACUACAUCCAGGGAGGAACGCCCACAUACCAAGCCUGGAACAAAGAACUGGGGAAGUCUGUGGUGACGGAGUAUCCUCCCUACGCCCAAGCCUUCAUCGGCCUCCUCCUAGCCUCCUCUGUCUGCUGUAUCCCUUUGACGGCCCUCUACACCUACUGUAAGAAGAGGAACCUGGCCAGUGGGAAGAGAGAGCGCACUGUCAGCACUGUGUCAUUGUAAAGACCGACGUAUUGGUUGACAGACAGAGUGACACAAGGCAGAGCUGCUACAUUACGGCCCUGAGACUGACUGGACCCGCUAGUUAUAGGAUCGACAGCCUACCUUACGUAUCAUGGCUGUCUUAACAGAACAGUACCUCACUCCCCUGGUGCAGUGGUUCAUGCCACACCACAAACCAAAGGCCCUCUUUCUCCCCCCAGGGCAGGCUGGCUCUGCCACUGUGCUGCUGGUGGACAGACCGCCAGAUCUGUACCUAGCAUUAGCCCUAGUCGUCCUUUGACAACUAACACUUACUGGGUGAUAAUAACUUUUGUAUUUUGUAGCUGUGUUUCUGAGCAGGGCUUAGAACUACGUCCAAAAUAUUUCAGAAGUGAAGAACGAACAAAUACUCUUGUCAAUGGUUUAUUGCAUUGUUUAAAGGCCCAGUGCAGUAAAAAGCGUGAUUUCCUGAGUUUUAUACAUAUUUCUAGGCUAUGAGGUUGGAAUAAUACUGUGAAAUUGGGGAAAUUAUUAUAAUCCCCCUUUAGUGUAAGAGCUGUUUGGUGGGAUGGAGCGUGGUAAAUCAGUUAAUAGACCAAUAAGAAAGAGAGAUCCAAACCUCUGCAUAUAACAGCUUAGUUUUCUGUUUUCUCCUCCCCACUCAGAUCACUCCAAGACAGUCCUAGCAAAAUUCUUGCCUGAGAAAUUGCUCUUUGCUAAGUAGCUAUUUUAGUUUAUUUUUGACCAUUUUAAAUGAAUACAAUCACAGUAAGGUACUUAAUUGUAACCCAUCAAUUAUUUGAUAUUGAGAUAAAAACGGCUGCAUUGGACCUUUAAUGUUUAGCUUUCAGUAGCAGAUUCUUUGAGACAGUGUGUCAACCCUCUUUAUUUAAAGCUCCACAAAAUGUUUAAGAUAUUUUUUCCCUUAAAUGUCAUUAUGGUGAAGUAUUUUGUAUCCCAUUGGUUUACUGUAGAUAUUUUGUAGAUAUUCUGUAGAUUACUCAAUGAGUUGUGAGAUAUGUUGAGUGCCUGGAUGUACAAGGCAGACCUUCGUCUGACUCGGUUAUGACUGAAUACAGUCUGACUGGUGUCAAAUGACCAAGAACAACUUGUAGAAAUGGCUGUAUGUUUGCAAACAUACUGAUAAUUUCACAUGUAACGAACAAAUCUCUAUGACCAGGACCAAGACCAUAUCUAUACCUAUGGGCUUUGUUGUCAAUCCACCAUCAGUGACUUCUAACCAGGAUCAUACUUGGUAGGGUGCAAUGUAACAGAAUGUUCAGAUACAUAUAUAUUUGGUAUAACAUACACUAUUUUCUGUCUAAUGGAAUUGGAAAUCAUGUCAGCUCUAUAGGAAGCAUUUCUUUCUGCAACAUUCCCAGAACGUUUCAGCUCCUGAACGCGUGAAAGUAUCUGUGCUCUUCUAAAUAGAAAGUACUGUAGUGUUGCACUGCUGUUAUAGAAUCCAUAUCAACUGGACUUAGGAUACAGCCCAAUGGCUAUGCACCAAUGUGCUGUGCAUAUUCACAAACAAAAACACCAUGUAGGCCUACACUUUUUACAGUCAAAUGUAUGGGUUUGCACAGAAACAAUUGCCAAACAUGUUGUAAUACUGUGAGCAUUUUUAAUGUGAACAAUUUGAAACAAUAACAGGGGCGCAACUUUCACUGGGGACAGGGUGACAUGCCCUCCCACAUUCUGAAAUUGCAUUUUUGUCCCCUGCCGGUUUUGUCAUUGGAAUGUGAUACAAAAUGUGGCAACUGUGUGCUUUAGGACCAUGCAGAGGCCUCCGAGCGGUCGGGUAGGCUGUUUGAAGUGUUUAUUAUGUUGAGUACAGGUUGGUGUUAGUGUGAACCAAGUAUUGGUGUGAACAAUUCUUAUUUUAACUGUUCAUAUGUGUUAUGUGUUCAUAUUUUAUAAGUAGUAUUUUCUAUGGUGAAAUUAUUAAAGACAUGAAGACAUUU
Messenger RNA from Oncorhynchus mykiss (rainbow trout), 5340 nucleotides. RefSeq names its product sodium- and chloride-dependent transporter XTRP3. Gene Ontology annotation, cellular component: plasma membrane; apical plasma membrane. Gene Ontology annotation, molecular function: L-proline transmembrane transporter activity; proline:sodium symporter activity. The record is from RefSeq and is a predicted model, not a curated record. Lineage: Eukaryota; Metazoa; Chordata; Actinopteri; Salmoniformes; Salmonidae. Gene Ontology annotation, biological process: sodium ion transmembrane transport; glycine transport; L-proline import across plasma membrane.